UCAUCUUAAUACAAUUUAAAUUUAUAAAAUAAUUUAUAAUCACACAAAUAAAUUUCUACUACAAGAUUCAACAUUCAUUUCUUUUUUCUUACUCAAAUAUAUUAAGAGUCAAAGUGAUCACAUAAAAUAAGAUGGAGUGAGUAUUUAUUUAUUUAUUUAUUUAUUUGUUAACAUUUUCAUUUAAAACCCCCCAUCAAGACUCCAUUUCAUUUUUCUGUUCCAUUGAAAUCCAAAGAACUAAAAAAAAAUGUUGACAAUUAGCAUUCUCUUUCUAGCACUUGUCUUCCUACUUGGUUUAAUCACAACCCUUUUCAAUUUUCCCUCAAAAAAACUCAAAUCAUGGAUCUUUUCCCUCCAAACUUCAACCAAGAAAGAUACAAUCUUGGUUGAGAAAAAGAGCAUGAAAACUAGUAAUAGUUGCACAAAUAGCCAUAUUAACAAGGUUGAGUUAAAGGGUAUUUUUGCAACAUUUGACAAGAACAAUGAUGGAUACAUAACACAUGAAGAACUCAAACAAUCACUCAAGAAUAUUGGUAUAUUCAUGGAAGAUAAAGAUAUUGUUGAAAUGGUUGAGAAAGUUGAUACUAACAAAGAUGGUUUGAUUGAUCUUGAUGAGUUUUAUGAGUUAUGUCAUACUUUCUUGGGAAUUAAGAAAGUUGUUAGUGAAGAUCAAGAAGAUCAAGAAAAGGAAGAGGAGGGAAAUCUGAAAGAUGCAUUUGAUGUGUUUGAUUAUGAUAAAGAUGGAUUGAUAUCUGAAGAAGAAUUGAGUAAAGUGUUAUCAUCUUUGGGGUUGAAACAAGGGAAGAGAUUGGAUGAUUGUAAAGAAAUGAUUAGGAAUGUUGAUGUUGAUGGUGAUGGUAUGGUGAAUUUUGAUGAGUUCAAGAAGAUGAUGAGAGGUGGUGGAAGGCUUAUUCCAAUUUCUUGAUAAAAUUAUUGGUAUUAAACUUUUUUCAAAUUUUUAUUUGUUUCAAGAAAACCAAUUGAUGAAUCUAUAGUCUCUACUACUGCUAGUACUAGUCUUCAGGGAUCAAGAUUUGUACAGAUAGGAACAAGAAUUUGCAUGAGUGGUUGUAUAGUAAGCUAAGUCACUUUUCUUAGUUUUUCUUAUGUAACUAGAGCCUCAGGAGGUGAGGUCAUAGGUUCAAAUCGUAGAAAGAGCCUUUUGCAGAAAUGCUGGGUAAGGUUACCUACAAUAGGUUCUUGUUUGUCCGGCACUUCCUCAGAAUCCGUGUGUAGUGGGAGAUUGAGUGCAUCAGACUCAGACUGCGAUUUUACCUUGGAAUUGCUUCUAUGAGCAAAUGGAUCUUAGGUCUAGUUAAAUCAACUAAGAUUUUUAUUUUCUUCUUAACCACUUGGAUUAGAGAAAAUCAAAGCACAUGAAGGGGAGCAAGCAUGACAACUUUGUCUCUGUAUUCUAGUAUAUUUGAUCUUUAAUGUGUUUGUUUCAGGGCAGACCAGUUCAUGUUUGUACUGACAUCAUAUGUUUGUUUAUUAGUAAUUGACUUGUUUCUUUA
This is a messenger RNA of Capsicum annuum, 1514 nucleotides long. Its product is annotated as calmodulin-like protein 7. The record is from RefSeq and is a predicted model, not a curated record. NCBI's taxonomy places the organism in Eukaryota, Viridiplantae, Streptophyta, Magnoliopsida, Solanales, Solanaceae. Gene Ontology annotation, molecular function: calcium ion binding. The coding region runs from base 248 to 925 and encodes 225 amino acids. The transcript has a single exon.